Messenger RNA from Siniperca chuatsi (mandarin fish), 1828 nucleotides. RefSeq lists its product as uncharacterized. Gene Ontology annotation, molecular function: guanyl-nucleotide exchange factor activity; protein binding. Gene Ontology annotation, cellular component: cytosol. Gene Ontology annotation, biological process: positive regulation of GTPase activity. Bases 358 to 1257 code for a protein of 299 amino acids. Lineage: Eukaryota; Metazoa; Chordata; Actinopteri; Centrarchiformes; Sinipercidae. The record is from RefSeq and is a predicted model, not a curated record. The transcript is spliced from 6 exons.
AAGUGCUAAUACCUUAACUGCACACACACACACACACGUAGGAGAGAACAGCUUUAGUGAGGAUUUGCUCUGUAUUAACCCUGAAAGGGGACAGAGAGCCUGCUGGAGUACAAGGAAGACAGACUAGACAGACGUGUACAAGACAGACACAAACAAGUUUAUUUUGCAAAAAACAAAUAGUACAAGAUGGGUAGGGAGUGCAGCAGGGGGAUUAAAGUGAGAUGUAGUGUAGGUUGAAGUAGAUUUCCUCAAAGCAACAGCUAAUGACUCCAAAGACUGGCACUAAAAGAAAGAAAUCUGCUGUCCACAGACGGAAGGACGGAGCAGUAUGGGACAGGACACCCUAAUGUGCCACUCAUGUACGCUUACACAUGUUCCCACAGGGAUAAACGCAGGUCCUGUCGACUGCAACCCUACACACCAAACGACAACCUGAACAAUGCAUUAGGCGCUAUCAGAGUCCUUGGUUUCGAACUGAUUGAGGACGAACUUAAACCACAUCUGAACACAGUGCUGACCAACAUUAAGGAGAGGAACAAAGGCGCUGCUGAACAGGUUGUGAUCAGUGGGAUCUUGCCAAUUCUGGCGCUGUCUCUGAGGAGCAGAGGGCCUCUCACUCUGCUGACUGCAAAACUAGUGGCUGAACUCGCCAAGGAAUCUGUGGUUCGUAAAGGUUUUGGUGACGCAGGUCUGGUUCCGGCUCUGUUGUCUGUGCUGACCAGUAAAGACCAAGAACUGCUCCUUCACGCUACAAGAGCCAUCUCACGCAUUUCUUAUGACAGCUCUAAGCUGCAGGAACUGUUUCUACGUCGAGGUGCAGUGCCCCGUCUUGUUGCCAUCCUACUCCGAUUUCCUGACAAGGAGGCCCUGGAGGAGGUGUGCCUUCAGGCCCUCUGUAACAUCAGUGGAAUGGGAGUGGCAGAGGAGGCUGGAAUGGUCUGGGAGAGAGGGGCAUCUGUGAGGCCAGGGGAGUCUGUUUUUCAUGGUGUCUCUCCUCACACCUGUGGCUUUGCCUCCUCUGUGACUCUGGUGUGUGUGUCUCAAUGGGCACCAGGUCAGUAUGCGGUCAACAUUGAGGUUUUCCAGCGCUGCUCCUCCUCUUUCUGGAACCUUCACGGCAACAAACGAACUGCUCGUUGGUUCCCGUUCUCCAGUUUGGGACGCUGUUCAAAUCUGUACAAGGUGAUCAAGUUCUCUACGAGGAAUGUUCCCCGAACCAAAAGUCUGAAGGCUCGCAUGUUCCACACUUUCCUCUGACAGCUAAAAUACUGCAAACAUGGUGGCCUAACCUAAUACAAAACGCUGAGGGGAUUACUACAACCUCUCUAAUUACACAACCAAUUAUUGGUACGCCCCAAAACUUCAGGGUAAUGUUUACACACCAUAAACCUGGACAUGCACACUUGGACAUGUUCAAACUGUAAAUGCUUCCUAAUGUCUCUUGUCUAUUCCUGUUGACCGCCCGCUUACAGUAAAACACAGUCAGUCAUAGCUCAUUUCAGCGACUCUUUAUUAUACUCCUUAUUUACUGUUAUCGGAUCCUAUGCCACGCGGUACUGUUUGUUUUCUUGAAAAUGCUAUAAUGCAAUGACAAUUAUGUAUCUAAACCUUAAAAAUGAAUGCUAUGAUGAGGUCCUUGCUGUUAAUUUGUUCACAAGUGCUUGAAAUAAUUGUGAAUCUCUUUCAUUGGCAGCAAUAUUGAUAAUGUUUUUUUCUACAGUGCAAGUGUAUCAUUUUUGAUUAUUGCUCAUUCAACUUUACCCUACAUGUUUGAUUAUUUGGAUAUCUUUGACAGCCACUUUAAAUAAUAAAAUACCUUGACUUUUAA